ACACUUAGUAAACACAAAGUGAUAUGACCAGUCUACCAGUCUAGAACUUCUCUUCUGUGACAGAACACGUGUUUUACUAUUUAAUACCCAUAUAUUUUAAAUAAUGAAGAUCACGCUGAUCCUCGUGCUGCUAUGCCUGGUCUGCAUCAGCACAGCCAUCCGCCAACGCUCCGACAGACGGCAGAUCCUCAUCAACCGGCCCAGGAUCGACACGUUCGGAGCGCGGGAGAAGCGCGCGCCCUGGCCGAGGCCACAAGAUGGAGUCAAGGGACGGAGACCAGCCACAGCUCCACCUAUCCCCCUUGAAAUGAAACUCCGCAAGGGCGAGUACGUCUGCGGUAACAAGAUCUGCAAGCUGGAGCCAGGAGUUGUGCCGAAGGGAUGUAAUGGAGAUUGCCAGUAUAGAAUCUUUAAAUAAAUAGUUUUGUAAUAAAUUCUACUUUUA
This is a messenger RNA of Helicoverpa zea (corn earworm), 445 nucleotides long. RefSeq lists its product as uncharacterized. The coding region runs from base 104 to 418 and encodes 104 amino acids. The record is from RefSeq and is a predicted model, not a curated record. The transcript has 3 exons. Lineage: Eukaryota; Metazoa; Arthropoda; Insecta; Lepidoptera; Noctuidae.